AUGUUACUCAAUUGCAUACGACUUUUUGUUUGUGUAUUUUGUGUGAGUUAUUACACAAAGUGUUGUGUCGGUCAGUUUAUUAAUUUUAGUAAUUAUGACACGACUACAAGCCCGCCCUUGCCAUUCCCAGCUUGCCAAGCCGACGACCUCGAAUGUCUCCGACGGGGACUACGGACGUUCUUCUUCCUCAUGGAAUCUGGACACAUGGGGAUGCAGUCUGUGGAUCCUAUGUUACUAAACAGCCUAACGGUCGCUCUGCCUGAAGAGCAACUGUCAUUUUUAAUGAGGCGCAUCAACGUCACCGGAGCGAAAUGGACUAAACUAGCUGAACGGAAGUUCAACUUACCAGGCGGUAAGAACGGAGUCCGCUUUAUAAGCAACCUGCACGUCACUGGAGAAAUUACUAUGAUGACGGCAGCAAGAAUAGAUCCUUUCUUCGCGCGAAUUACAAUGGAUAUACAGGACGUGGAAAGUAACAUUACUUAUUCUUGGGCCGGACAGCGAGGCUUCGACAACGAAGAUUACAUCUUUAUAGGACCCGAGAGGGUAGCUGUUAGGAACUCACGAACGCCAUUUUUCUUUGUGCAGUCAAAUAACCAAGAAGAUACCACUAGAAUGGAGCAAGUUCUGAAAGCAAGGCCUACGUUCCUCGAGCACUUAUCCAACGAAAUAACUAUAGCUUUAAUGCAUUCCGUGGUAGAUAAUUUUAGACUGUUCGCUAGUAAGGUACCAGCUAAAAACUAUUAUGUUUAUGCUGAAAAUAAUAAUAAUAUUAGUAAUUAA
Molecule: messenger RNA, 783 nt
Organism: Pararge aegeria (speckled wood butterfly)
Lineage: Eukaryota; Metazoa; Arthropoda; Insecta; Lepidoptera; Nymphalidae
Exons: 5
Coding region: 1-783 (260 amino acids)
Source: RefSeq, a predicted model, not a curated record